Messenger RNA from Pezoporus flaviventris, 1474 nucleotides. RefSeq names its product glutamic-oxaloacetic transaminase 1 (gene GOT1). Gene Ontology annotation, cellular component: cytosol. The transcript has 9 exons. Gene Ontology annotation, molecular function: L-aspartate:2-oxoglutarate transaminase activity; pyridoxal phosphate binding. Gene Ontology annotation, biological process: L-aspartate biosynthetic process. The record is from RefSeq and is a predicted model, not a curated record. Lineage: Eukaryota; Metazoa; Chordata; Aves; Psittaciformes; Psittacidae. Bases 108 to 1346 code for a protein of 412 amino acids.
GAUUGGCUGCGGCGUGCGGCGGCUCCGCCGGUGAAGGUGAGCGUCUCCUCCAGGCGCCGUGCGCCACCCGUAACGAGCCGGAGGGGACCAGCGUGGGUCGCGCCGCCAUGGCCGCCUCCAUCUUCACCGCCGUCCCCCGCGCCCCGCCGGUCGCCGUCUUCAAGCUCACGGCGGACUUCCGGGAGGACGGGGACUCGCGAAAGGUCAACCUAGGCGUUGGCGCCUACCGCACGGACGAGGGGCAGCCAUGGGUCCUGCCCGUGGUGAAAAAGGUGGAGCAGAUGAUCGCCAACGACAACAGCCUGAACCACGAGUACCUGCCCAUCCUGGGUCUGCCCGAGUUCCGGGCCAAUGCCUCCCGCAUCGCCCUGGGUGACGACAGCCCCGCCAUCAAGGAGAACCGGAUUGGAGGCGUUCAGUCCUUGGGCGGGACGGGCGCCCUGCGUAUCGGCGCAGAGUUUCUCAGGCGGUGGUACAAUGGAAACAAUAACACAGCGACCCCGGUCUACAUCUCCACUCCGUCCUGGGAGAACCACAACUCUGUGUUUGUGGAUGCUGGCUUUAAAGACAUUAGAACCUACCACUACUGGAAUGCUGCCAAGAGGGGUCUGGAUCUCCAGGGGCUGCUGGAUGACAUGGAGAAAGCCCCAGAGUUCUCCAUUUUCAUUCUCCAUGCCUGUGCGCACAAUCCAACGGGCACAGACCCUACUCCUGACCAGUGGAAGCAGAUUGCUGCUGUUAUGAAGCGCCGGUUCCUGUUUCCAUUCUUCGACUCUGCGUACCAAGGGUUCGCCUCUGGCAGCCUGGACAAGGAUGCCUGGGCUGUGCGAUACUUUGUCUCCGAGGGCUUUGAGCUCUUCUGUGCACAGUCGUUUUCCAAGAACUUUGGGCUCUACAAUGAACGUGUGGGGAACCUGACUGUGGUGGGGAAGGACACAGACAACGUGCAGCGUGUGCUUUCACAGAUGGAGAAGAUUGUGCGCACCACUUGGUCCAACCCUCCCUCCCAGGGAGCACGUAUUGUGGCAACUACGCUUUCUUCCCCACAGCUCUUUGCUGAGUGGAAGGACAAUGUGAAGACGAUGGCAGAUCGUGUCUUGCUGAUGCGCUCAGAGCUCCGGUCUCGACUGGAGGCCCUUGGGACCCCAGGCACCUGGAACCACAUCACAGAGCAGAUUGGCAUGUUUAGCUUCACAGGGUUGAACCCUAAGCAGGUGGAGUACAUGAUCAAGGAAAAACACAUCUACCUGAUGGCCAGUGGACGCAUCAACAUGUGUGGCCUGACUACGAAGAACCUGGACUACGUGGCCAAGUCCAUCCAUGAAGCUGUCACAAAAAUCCAAUGAAGCACAUGAACAAACAAACUUACAUGAAGUCACCAAAGCUGUAGUGCGUAGUCUGUGUCUUUUGCUGCUCAUGGCUUGCCUUGACCCGCAGCUCUUGGGGUUUAAUAAAGAUGGGAGGGGCAGCUCAA